GGAUCACACCACUUUUCCCCAGAUAGCUAGCUAGAUAGAUAUGUUUACAUUUCCAUAAUUGAGACUGUUCUGGUUAUCAGUAUUGAGGAGCAGCCUGACAUAAAAUACUGUAACUUUCAGAUCGCUAGCUACAAUCUUAGAACAUUAGCUAACGUUAGUUAUCCGUGCCGUGGCUGAACUUCCCUGCUACCUUGCCGUACUCAUCCCAUUCUCCAGACAGACAGUGGGGCAGGAUGCUGGGUCUGUGGUGCAUGAGUGCCAAACUGGGCCUUCUCACUCUGGUGCUGUGCUGCACACUGGCUCCCUUACCUGCACAUGCAUACAUCUAUGCUCAUUACAGCAAUAUGACUAACAUGUUGUUUGAGGACCUGUCUGCCUUGUUUGGAUCAUCACUACCCAAAGAGGGACUUAUGGGUGUGUUAGUAGAGUCCCAUCCACUCAACGGCUGCACUCCGAUAAAACCUCCACCACCACGGCCCACAUCUAGUGAUUCCAACACUACCACUACUAAGUACAUAGUCCUCAUCCAACGCUAUGACUGCAAUUUUGAUAUCAAGGUACUGCAUGCACAGCAAGCGGGAUUCAGUGCAGCCAUCGUUCACAACAUGUACUCAGAGACUCUACUCAACAUGAACUACAGCAAUGAAACCAUUGCAGAGGAGAUUGAGAUCCCCUCAGUAUUCACCAGCUACUACGCCUCCCAAAUUCUCAGGACCUUCAUCAUUCCUGAACAAGGGGCCUAUGUGAUCCUCAAGCCGGAAUUUGCCUUUCCACUCUCGUAUUAUCUCAUCCCCUUCACCGGAGUGGUGGGCAUGAUCGUCCUUGUGACGGUUGUCUUCCUGAUUGUGCGCUGUGUGCAGUACAGGAAAAGGAUGAGGAAAAAUAGGCUGACCAGGGAACAACUUAAGAGGAUCCCCAUUCACAAGUUCACUAAAGGUGAUGAAUAUGAUGUUUGUGCUAUUUGUCUGGAUGAGUAUGAAGAGGGAGACAAACUGCGAGUUUUGCCUUGCUCACACGCGUACCACAGCAAGUGUGUGGACCCCUGGCUUACAGGGACUAAGAAAACUUGCCCCGUGUGCAAACAACGUGUAACCCGGCCCAAUCCGGAGUACUCUGAGUCCGAGUCUGAGAAUGAGAGGGCACGUGGUGGAGACGAAGAGGGGGGGGAGGGCGAAGCUGACACAGAGCGCACCCCUCUCCUCCGCCCCUCCAACCCAGGCUUCCCCUCUGGCAAUCCAGGGGCCUAUUCUGCCACUAUCACCACAGUAACCACAGCGCAGUGCCUAGCCUCUCCCACUCACUGCGACUCGCCCAUCCUGGAGUAUAAGGGCUACUACUCCCCUCAGGAGGUGUCAGACUCUGAUACUGAGGAGGGAGGGGUAGACUCCCACCCCUCAGACGAUGACACUGCCCAGCUCAUUGGUAGGGGCACAGUGGGUGUCUGAGAGCCUGGAGGUAGAUGAGAUUAAAUUACUUUCUGCUAGCUGAAAAGGGUCAGUCUUGUCCCCCAGUGUGGUUUUAUCACACAAAAAAGAUUAACUGGUUUAUGGAGCUGUGGCUAUGAAGUUGUCUCAGUCAUAGACUUUCUAGAACACUAUUGUCACUCAAUGUUGCUAGCUCUAAGAUGGUAAUAUAAAGCCAAGAUUCUGCUAGAUUUUAGCAGUCCUUUUUAAACCUGUCUUAAACAUGAGGCACACAUUAAGUACAGUGAAUCAGUUAAACAUUUUGCUUUAAGUCUUUGCCAGUGCACUCUAACCCCCCACCCCCCUCCUAAACUUUAUAUUUUCACAAAAUGAUGUGACUGCCAGGUAGUCUCAAUCUUAAAAGGUCAUUUCUAUAUUUUUCAACUUCAUAUUCUUAAUCUCAAGCACCACCCAACAUCAAUAUAUGUGAAAAUAGUGCGUUUCUAUGUUUUGUAGUAAAAAACAUUUUUUUCCCCAAUGACAUCGGUGUUUAUUGUGUGAUUUUAACCAAUUAUGAGUAGGCAUUGCCUACUAAUUGUCUACUAAUUGGUUGAUGAUGUCAUUGGAAACGCU
Molecule: messenger RNA, 2036 nt
Organism: Salvelinus sp. IW2-2015
Lineage: Eukaryota; Metazoa; Chordata; Actinopteri; Salmoniformes; Salmonidae
Product: E3 ubiquitin-protein ligase RNF167
Molecular function (GO): zinc ion binding
Source: RefSeq, a predicted model, not a curated record